Messenger RNA from Solenopsis invicta (red fire ant), 2067 nucleotides. It is a transcript of the gene net, whose product is annotated as activating signal cointegrator 1 complex subunit 2 homolog. Bases 379 to 1626 code for a protein of 415 amino acids. Gene Ontology annotation, molecular function: DNA-binding transcription factor activity; protein dimerization activity. NCBI's taxonomy places the organism in Eukaryota, Metazoa, Arthropoda, Insecta, Hymenoptera, Formicidae. The record is from RefSeq and is a predicted model, not a curated record. The transcript is spliced from 2 exons.
AAAGCUGGUGAUGGUGGUGGUGGAAUGGAGCACGGACCAACCGAGCCUCCCUCGCACACGUAAGAGCGUGAAACGGAGUCGAGAGUACACGAGGCGAGCCAGUUCGCUGUCGACUGCAUUCGGAGCAGGACGUGUGUCGUCCUACGUUCGAGUUCAUUGCCUGAGCACUGACUCGCGAGAGAACUUCUCUGAACAUCGCAUUCGUUUCGGUGAAACGGAGUUUUUGGGAUUACCAGGACCAAACCCAAGUUUGUUUUUACACGUGCCCGAGAUUUGUGGAUCUGUACGAGGGAAAAAGAAAAAGUGUAUUUGUGCGUGAGGGUGCGUGAAUCGGGGAAGGAAGUAACCGGUGAAGUGCCGGUGGUCCUUGAGAGGAAAAUGACCGACCACGUGGUGGAAAGUACGUUCGAGCUUUCAGCUUUCAUGAAAGCCGGAGUCAUGGCGGGUUCCGAGAGGGACACUGGCUCUUGCAGCAGUGCCGACGAGGACAGCAGAUCGAGCCUGCAUUCGCCCACAUCGUCCGAAGACAGCGUCGAAGUGCAAGUGACACCGAUUUCGUUGCGAAACAAGCGGAAACUGGCGGAGCCACGGAAGAUCCAAGAAACAGCGGUCAUCGCGCCGCCAUUGAAGAAGAGACGUUUCGAUCCUAUUUCCGAGGAGACGACCGUGGCUCAAGAGGAGACCAGAUCGCUGAACACGCCGAAUCCAUUCCGACCGUGGAUUCCUACUUCUUACAAAAAUGAAUCCAAGACAACAACUACGGCCUCGACGACGACGUCGACGGACACGAUCUCCAAUACGACGACAACGACAACUACGACGACGACAACAACGUCAUUGUCCAGCGAGAGGGAAGAAGAAGAAGAAGAAAGGAGGAAGCAGCAAAACGAGACAACGCAGAGGUUGCACGAAUCGUUCAGGAGACUACAACAUUCUACCGAUCAUAACCGAUCGGCUGCUUCUUCUCGACGAGAGCCUCGUCGAGAGAGGUUGUUCGAGCCGACAGCGCCAACAGCAGCAGCUCCAACAGCAGCAGCUCCGACAACGUCUCCGUCGAGCGUGAUCUCUCUUCCGCAUCCAAGGCUGCAGGAUGAACCGCUGUCCUUGGUAGUGCGAAACGAGGCGCCCAGGGUGCCGUCGCAUCCCGCUGUAAGUGGCUCCUACGAGAAAACGCCGUCGUACAUGAUGGAACACUUGUUGGCCACUUCCUCCAGCCAUAAUCAUCAAAAUCAUCAGAUUCAUCAGAGUCAGGGAAAUCACCAGAGUCACCAACCGGCCCCCGCGACCUCGAGACACCACCAUCAGGGUGGUCAGCAGAGAAAUUACAAGAACAUGACAAGGGAGAGACGGAUAGAAGCGAACGCUCGAGAAAGAACCAGGGUACAUACCAUCAGCGCGGCCUUCGACACGUUGAGACGCGCUAUACCUGCCUACUCGCAUAACCAGAAGCUGUCGAAGCUAUCGGUACUGAGGAUCGCCUGCAGCUACAUCAUGACGCUCAGCAAGAUACUCGAGAAGGACAACGAAGUAAUGGCAACAAAAAGCAACGGCCUGAGUAGCUGCGUGGAGUUAGUCUCCAGAACCAUUCAGACGGAGGGCAAGCUCCGGAAGAGGAAAGACGACUGAAUGAAUCGCGUUUCCACCUGUACGAUAAGAAGAAUAUGGAAAUGAUCAGCAGUAGAGUCUAUUGCAACGGAACAGGAGGUGUUUCGCUCCACAUUGUCAAACGCUUAUACGUCUUCUAUUCUUGAUGCCAUUUAAUUCGCGAGGGAGGGGAGGACGACCUAGGGUUAAGUAAGCCGUUAACCUAAGCAACUGAUCGUCGUCGGUUGCUACGCUGCGCAUAUUAAUUCGUGAAGUAUCGAACAGGAAUGCAUUACAGUAACGAUUUUCGAAAGAAAUGACGAUAAGAUCAAAUAAAUUGAGUCUUAUCGUCAUUUCUCAAAAAAAAAAACCGUUAUAGAAUAACUACUUGUCGUUUUACAAAAAAAUUGUAUAUUACGCUUUUUGAAAUUAUUGACAUAGUAGGCUUUAAAUUUUAAUGGAUACUAUCAACAGAGAGAUUUU